AUGGUAACGCGCUAUAGCCUUUUAGGAGAAUCAGCUCGCCUAGUUGACAAGGAGUCUGCUCGUCAAUUUGACGGGUUGAUUACUGUCACAGCUAUAGCGCGUUACCAUCGAGGGAGCCCUACCAUUCCCAGUGGAUCCUUCUUCUUCCUAAGAAUUGAACAAAACAAGUUCACCUAUACGAGAGUUCAGGUCAAGAGAAGGUCGACUAUAACUAGUUGUAGACGCUUCAGAGGCUAUACCCCCAUCUACAUCAUCGCACGACGAAAACUAGGACUACAGACCAAUCCCCGAUCGGAAAACGAACAUGUUCUAUGCCCCGUCCACUCCUUGAGAAGGACAGGCAGCCCAGACUACAUAAUGGACUUGGUGGCCCGAUUGCAACCUCAUGGUACUAAGCCCGAGCCCUGGCCGAUCCAAUUAGCGGAAAUCUCAGUGCUAGACCCCGAAAGGAUUCUGAUCAUAGUUGUUCAGCGCGUCAAGUUGACACUAUAG
Molecule: messenger RNA, 492 nt
Organism: Ilex paraguariensis (yerba mate)
Lineage: Eukaryota; Viridiplantae; Streptophyta; Magnoliopsida; Aquifoliales; Aquifoliaceae
Source: the annotation of a GenBank genome assembly